Messenger RNA from Rotaria sordida, 8660 nucleotides. Lineage: Eukaryota; Metazoa; Rotifera; Eurotatoria; Philodinida; Philodinidae. The record is from the annotation of a GenBank genome assembly.
AAAUACCAGAUAAUACAUUAUUUUGGUCAUAUUUAUCAAAUCAUUUAUUUCAACGUUCAACACAUUAUUCAAUUAAAUUAAUUCGAUCAUUUCCCGAUCUUAUACAAUGUUGUUCAAUAAAUGAUAAACAAUUAGCUUUACAAUUUUGUAUAAUACCAUCAUUAGAAUAUCAUCGUGCAAAUAUAUCAAUACAAAAUCCAAUAAAUAUUGAAAUAAUUGAAUAUCUUAUUCAAACACUUCCAAAUCUUUUAUUUGAUAUUAUUAUUGAUAUACCAUUAUUAUCAUUAUUUGAUACAUUAAUAUCUUUAUCAUCAUUAUUACCAUCACUUCUUAUUCAUACAUUACCUGCUUUAGGUUGUUUACUUACAUCAACAUCAAAUCGUUUAAAUUUAAAUUUAUCAGAAAAAUUUCUUCAUUUAGUAAUUAAAUUAAUUAAUUCAUGGUCAUUAUCGAAUGAUAGUAUUGAUAAUUUAUGUCAUAUACUUAUUAUACUUUUACAAAAAUGUUCAACAUUUCGACAAAUAUUUUAUGCUAAUUUAUGUCAUUUAAGUUUAUAUGAACGUUUCCAAUUAAUGUUAAAUAAUAAAUUAACAAUACAAUCAUCAGUAAUUGCAAGUAUAUUUGUAUCACUAUCAUAUUAUAAUAAUUCAAAUGAUAAUAAUUUUAAUUAUAAAUUAAUAAUUGAACAAAUAACAUUAUAUAGUGAAAAAAAUCGUUAUAAUCGAUCAUGGUUUGAAUUACUUGUACGUUUAUCAUUAUCUCAACAAUAUCAAGAUAAACGAACACGAUGGAAAAAUUCAAAUAAUUAUAAAAAUCAACCACUAAAUGAAAUUGAUGAUGAAAAUUCAACAAAAUCAAUAUUAUCGGUAACAAAUACUGAUGUAGAAAUUUUUGAAAAUCUUGAUGACGAUGAUGUUUAUUAUGGUGAUGUUGAAUCACUUAGUGAUGAUAUACCAAUAGAAAAAGUUGCAAAACAAAAUCAAACAAUUUAUUCAAAUUUAAUUCUUUUUCCAGAAUUAGUUAUACUUGGAUUAAAAAUUACUUGGCAAAAUGUUGAUAAUGAAUGGUGUGAUCAACAAACUACAAAUAAAACAUCUAUUUAUGUAAUAAAUCUUGUUACCUACUUAGAACUAUUAUCAUCAUUAGUCCGUGCAAAUAGUUAUAAUUGUAUUGUAUUAAAACGAUUAAAUAUCGAUGGUUAUCUAUUUACUUGUCUAACAAAAAUUGUUCCUCGUUCAUCAUUUACACAAAAAGAUGCAUUAAUUUCAUUAAUAAUAACACUUUUACAAUUUUUAUGGUCACAAUCUAUAACAGUUAAUCAACUUGAUGAAUGUUUUAAACUUAUAUUAAUUCAUCGAUCAUUAGUUGGACCAUUACUUCGUUUAUUUAAACAUCUUGUACAAGAAAUUGAUUCAAAUCAACCACGUUCAUUUUGUUCAAUGCCAUUAUCAUCAAUAGUUACAUCAAAAGGUGGAAAUAAUUUACGUUUAACACUUGAUCAAUUAUUUUUAUUAAAAUAUCCUCAAAUAGAAAAUAAUCAAAUAAAUUCAUCUAUUAAUUAUAAUAAUGUUCGUCAAUCAGCUUUUGUUACUGAAACAUUAAAAACGAUUCAAUUUCAUUUUCCAUUAUCAAUUGCUAUAUGGUUAAAAGUUAAUUAUCCAUAUGAUAAACAUGAAACAAAUGAUGAAAAUCAAGAUGAAAAUGAAGAAUCGAUUAAAAAAGAUUAUCGACCUAUGUUACAUAUUCUUACAUUACAUCAUGAAGGUAUUCAAUUACAAUUUUGGUUAGAUUCAAAACCUAGUAUUUGUUUCAAAAUUGUACAAUUAUCAUCAACAUCAGAUCUACAACAACUCGUUGAUUAUAAUAUUCGUCUAUGUAAUCUUCCACGUGAAUCUUGGUCUCAUGUAUUUCUUACAAUAUCAAAAAUAACAAAUACAGUUCGUGUAUGUCUUAAUGGUCAAACAUCUCUAGCUAAAAAUUAUUCCAUACCUCAAUUAUAUUCUUCAAAUUCAACAAAACCAUGGUCAAUUUCACUUGGACAAGAAUCAUUAGAUACAUGUACAAUAUUUUAUUAUGAUCUUGGAAGUAUUCUUCUUUUUGAUAGAGUUGAUUUACCUAAUGGAAUCAAUAAUGAUUGUAUUCCAACAUAUUUAUUUAGUUUGGGUUCAGAUCAUUGGCAUUUUUUAACAGGUGGUCAUCAACAACAAUUACUUGUUAAUUAUUGGAUAUAUCAAAGAUUUACUCGUGUUCAUCCAUCAAUGCCUAUUGAUCAAUUUGAAAUUGAACAAAAUUCAUGGCAUACAGUAUUAAAACGUUCACUUUUAGCUUCAUAUUCAUCAAAUAAUCCAUGGACAUUAUUUAUAUUUAAUACAAAUAAUGAUAUAAAUGAAGAUAAUAUACCAAGUCGUUUUAAUAAAAUUUUACCAUUUCGAUCAUCAUCAUCAUCAUCAUCCUUAUCAACAACAUCAUCAAUAAUAGCAAAUGAUGAUAAUUUAUUAACAACAACAACAACAAUUUCUUUACCAUCGAGAAUUUCACUUGAACAAUCAAGUAAUAUUCUUAAUAUAUGUGAACAAUUAGGUGGAAUAUUAAAUUUUAUUUAUUUAUUUGGUAAAGUUGUUGAAAUAAAUACAUAUCCAUCAUCAUCAUGUAUUUGUCAUAUAAGUGAUAUUAUAUUUACAUCAAUAUGGAAAGUAAAAUCUUAUUAUGAUUUAUUUAAUUCUCUUGAUGGUUAUCGUUUAAUUGUUAAAAUAUUAACAACAAAUGAAUGUACACGUCAUAUAUCAAAUGUAUUUUAUGAAUUAUUAAUUAAUAAAUGUAUUAUAUUAAAUCAACAACGUUUAUAUGAUAUAAAUUUAUUUUGUUUUAUUUUACUUGAAUGGAGAAUUUGGUAUAAUCAUUCAAAAAUUUUUUAUCUUAUAUUAAAAUCUUUUGAUGAUUUAUUAUCUGAUCAAAUUAAUUCAAAAUAUUUUUAUGUUAAUAGACAAUUAUUUAAAACUCAUUUUACACUUGAACAUUUCUUAAUAUUAUGUCAAGAAAUAAUUGAAGAACAACAAGAAAUAAUUAUUGAUAAAAAAUUAACUGAACUUUUAGUAAAUAUUAUUGAAGCUUUAGUUGAAAAUGAUAUAAAUAUUAUUGCAUUAUUAAUGAAUUUUGUUUUACUUAUACAUCCAUUAAUUAAAACUUAUGUUACAUAUAAUAAAGAACAUUUUUAUUUUAUUACAAAAUCAUUUAAUUAUUAUCAAACAAGAAAAAUAUAUCAAAAAGAAAAUUUAAUUAAACAAAUUCAUAAUAAAAAUAAUUUAAAAACUUCCCAUCGAAAACGUGCAACAACUCUUCAUCCUGAAGAACAAUCGGAAAUAUAUCCUGUUAAUAAUGAAAAUUCAAAUGUUCGAAAAUCAUAUUCAUAUUCAGAUUUAUUAUCAUCAACAAUAUCAAUUGGAAGUGAGAGUGACACAUAUAAUAAUCGUCGUGUAUAUCAUAAAACUAUAUCAUGUAUACCGACAACAUCAAAAUCACCAUCAACAACACUUAAUAUUGAAUCAAAUUUAAUAGGAAAUAAAGAUUGUUCUCAUAAUAUUGAUUAUCUUUCAACUGGUAUUUUACGAUUAUUAACAAAUAUAGCUUUAACAGCAUCGGAUCGUUUAAUGAUGAAAUUAAUUGAUCAUGUAUUUCGUUUAAAUAUUUUAAUUGUUCUUUUACUUGAUGCAUCCAUGACUAAACGUAUUCAAUGUAUAAAAUUACUUGAUAUUAUUUUAAAACGUAUGGAUAAAGAUAAAGUACAAAAUGAUGUAUUAAGAGCUGAUUUACAUACAAUGUUAGCUAAUCAAAUAUAUCAUCAAUUAGAUGGACGUGAUGAUGAAAAAGAACUUGUAGAAAUUUGUGUUUCUAUUGCAUUACAACGUCCUAUUCAAUUUGAUAUUAAGUUAAGUCUAUCAGAACAAAUUCAUGAUACUGAACAAUAUUUUUCUAUUCUUUCUUCUUCACCACCAUGUCCACGAUCUCAAAUUGGUUUUGCUUUAGUACUUUCAUUUAUCGAAAAAUUAACUCUAACAAAUAUUUAUUUAUGUGAAUUAAUUCUUAAAUUACUUGAUCAAAUUAUAUUACAAUCAUGUGAUGAAAAUCGACAUUUUCUUGUUGAUAUUGGUGUAACACAAGUACUUUUUAAUACACUUUCAUCAGCUAUAUCUAUUUCACAAGAGAAAAUAAUAAUAUGUGUACAAAAAUGUUUUAAUUCAUUAAUAACAACUAUGUUUACAACAAGUAUUAAUGAUGAUAUAUCAUUUAUAUCAAUUAUUAAUAAUAUUGUGGGAAUGAUAAUGAUGAAUGAUGAUAUAGAUGAUAAAGAUUGUUCUAAAAUGUAUCGACGUAUUUUUCAUCAAACAUUAUCUAAUAUGCUUAAUUCAAUACUUGAUUCAAUUGAAAAACUUCGAUCACAUGAUAUAAUAUCAUAUCAAUCAAAAUUACAACGAAAUAAUCUUGUUGAUAUUAAUUUAAAUUUAAAAACAAUUGAAUAUUCUGAUAGAUUUCGUAAAUUUUUACAAUUAUCACUUGAUUAUAUUUAUUUAUUUCAUAAUGAAUGUUCAUUAUUUGAAAUUUUUACAUUACAUUUAUUAGAUAUAUGUUUACUUGGUAUUGCAUAUCUUAUUGAAAAACGUUCAAAUUUUAUAAAUACUCGUCAUCAAAUGUCAUUAAUUAUGUUUCGUUGUGGUGAUGUUAUUAAACAAAUAGGACAAAAAUUAUUAACUAUAUCACUUGAUCCUGAUAAACAACGUUUUAUUUUUCGUAUACAAAUAUUAAAACAUAUUAUUGAUCAACCAAAUUCAAAAGCAAUUAUGGAAUAUCUUUUAAUUAAUGAUAUACAAUGUUAUUUAUAUCAUCAAAUACUUAUUUAUUUACAAAUAAUUUCAAAUACAAUACCAAAAGAUUCGGAAUUUGAACAAAUUAAUAAUCAAUAUCAAAAUUUAUAUGAACAACCAAGAAAAUCAGUUGAUUCUGGACAUUCAACAAUAACAACAAUUAUGAAUAAAAGUCAAAUAUUAUCAAAUGGAGAAGAUUCAUCAUCACAUACAAUACAUAUAUCAUCAAAAUUAAAUUCAACAAAACAAACACCAUGUCCAACCAAAAUUAAAAUUUCGAAUGAAAAAGUAUCAACAACAGAUGAAGAACAUAAUGUUGAUCAACUUUCUAGUUCAACAACAACAACAGCUGAUGAACAAGAAAUAGAAAGAACAAAAAGUUUUGAUCGAUCAUCAUCACCUUCAUUUUCAAUUUCAUCUGUUAGUAGUGAAUUAACAUCAUUACAAUUAUUAUCGAUCGAUAAUUAUCAAAAGAUUAUUAAUUCAUUUCGAGAUCUUAUGUGUACAAUUAAUAUUCAAUCAUUAACAGCAAAUGAUAAUAAUGCAGCACAACGACGAGCACUUACUGAAUAUUUACUUUCGUCAUCACCAACAACACAAUUUUUAAUAUCUAUACAAACGUAUAACUUUGAUUUAGCUUCUCCAACGAGUCAUCAUAGUUCUCGAUCUAUAAUACUUCAACGCCGUUCAUUUGAUUGGUCACAAUCUGCAUCUUCAAAUGGCACUCAAUUACGAAAUCGUAGCAACAAAUCAGUUUCACCCAAUCGUUUUCAUCGUCGUUCAUUGGAUACUCCAUCUCCUUCACCUGUAUUAGUUGAUUGGUCACCAAUUGUUGAAGAAAAACGUCUUGAUUAUAUAAAAACUCUUAAUCAAACAAUUGACGCAAUACAACAACGUUUAAUAACAGUACAAAAAAGUGCAUUAGAAAUAUUUACAAAUGUAACUAUAUCAACAAUAACAGCGCGUGCUAUGGAAAUAACACAAGAUGUUAUAAAUCUUCAAGGUUUUGAACGUAAAAAAUAUCUUGAACAUCUUCGUUUAACACAAAGUCUUGAUCUACGUAUAAAACAUUUAUGGCAUCAAUUAAUAUCACAAUUAACACAUGAAUAUGGUGUUUGGUUUGAACCAUUAUCAUAUCCAAAAUUUUGGGAACUUGAUCCAACAGAAAAUCCGCAACGUGAACGUCGUCGUUUACAACGUUCAUAUUGUUUAAUGGAAAAACGUUUUUUACAACCUCAAAUACCUGAUGAAAUACUUGUUAAUCCUCCAUUAGCUUAUUUAUUUGAUACACGUCAUUAUCAAUCUGUUAAUAUGCAAACAGUUCUUUAUCGUAAUGAAAAAAUUGAAUAUCAAUGUCGUUGUAUGAAUGUAACACCAAAUAAUGAAAUUAAAGGUGAAUUACUUGUUGGUACAACACGAAUUUAUUUUGUUGCUGAUGAACAAUUAUCAUUAUUAACAAAAACAAAAAGUAUUAAUUCAGCUAUGUCAACUAUUGGUUAUAAUUAUCAUUCAUUUAAUGAUGAUUCAAAUUCAUUUUCAUUUGCUAUUGAUGAUAUAUGUGAAAUGUAUAAAAGACGUUAUAUGUUAAAAGAUGUUGCACUUGAAUUAUUUUUUAUAAAUGGCAUUACAUUAAUGAUUGCACAUGUUUCAAUUAAUGAUAGAGAAAAUCUUUAUCGUUUAUUAACUAAACGUAAUUUAAUACAUUUUAAACAUGGAGAAACACUUAAUGAAGUACAAACAUCAUGGAAAUAUGGUCAAAUGACUAAUUUUGAUUAUUUAAUGCAAUUAAAUAAACUAGCUGGACGAACAUAUUUAGACUUAAUGCAAUAUCCUGUAUAUCCAUAUAUAGUUGCAACUUAUGAUACUUCAAUACUUGAUUUACGUUCACCAUCAAACUAUCGUAAUCUAUCUAAACCUAUAGCAAUUCAACAUGCUGAAAAAGAAGAAAAAUUUAUUGAUAUAUAUACUGCUUUAAAAGAUGCUCAAAAUCUUGCUCUAUCAUGUCAACAAGAAAAUGAACCACAACAACAACAACCAUCAUCAAUAUUUGGUCAUCAAUCUGAUCCAUAUAAUUUUGCUUCAUUAUAUUCUAAUUCUGGCAUUGUUCUUCAUUAUCUUGUACGUCUUUUACCCUAUACACGAAUGUUUCUUGAUUAUCAAGAUAAUAAUUUUGAUUGUGCUGAUCGAACAUUUCACGAUGUUAAAACAUCAUAUUGGUUAUCAUCAUUUGAAUCAACAUCAGAUUUUAAAGAAUUAAUACCAGAAUUUUAUUAUCUACCAGAAUUUCUAUUAAAUAAACAAGGUUUUGAUUUUGGUAAAAGACAAAAUGGUGCACAAGUAUCUGAUGUUACUGUACCAGCAUGGUCAAAACGUAAUGUUCGUUUAUUUGUAUAUGCUCUUCGACAAGCACUAGAAUCUGAUUAUGUAACUACACAUUUACAUCAAUGGAUCGAUCUUAUAUUUGGAUAUAAACAAACAGGAAAAGUAGCUGUUGAUGCAAUAAAUGUAUAUCAUGCUGCUUGUUAUUAUGGUUUUCCAAUUGAAAAUAUAAAUGAUCAAUUAACUCAAAAAGCUUAUUAUGGAAUUGUUCGUACAUAUGGUCAAGUACCAAAACAAUUAUUUUUUCAUUCACAUCCAUCAGUUAGUACAAGUAAUUCAACAUUAUCUUUAACAUCAAAUUCAAAUGGAAAUGAUAAACGUAAUAGUGAACGUAGUGUAUUUGAAUCAAAAUUACCAAUUGAAAGUAUUCAUCGUCAAAUAAUUGGUAUACGUUGGGGAGAUUUUAUUGGUUCUUAUGAUAUGCCAUCACCAGAUUAUAUUAAAAGUUAUGAUUGUCCAGUACAAGUAUCAUCAUUUGCUGUACUUAAUACAAAUUCAUAUAUUAUUUGUUUACCAUCAUCAUCAUUAAUUAUAUAUAAUGAACAAAUAUUACAUGAAUCAAUUAAUGAACAAAAUAAUUUAUCACAAUUAAAUCCAUUAACAAUGACAUUAGAUACAAUGAUUGCAUUAAAAUGGAAUACACCUGAUUGUAUUGUACGUUGUCGUACAUUAAAACAAUUCAAAACUUGGUAUAAUUUUCUUGUACCUAUUGAUGAUCAAGAUAAAAUAACAUGUUGUACAUCAAUUGAUUAUCGAUUAUUAUUUAUGGGAAAAACUUCUGGUUUAAUUGAAAUUUAUCGUAUUCAACGAAAUAAAAAUACACCAACUGGUAUUGAAUUAAUUAAACGUUAUUUACCAUUCAUUGCACAUCGUUCACCAAUUACUUGUUUAUAUACUAAUCGACAAUUUAGUUUAUUAAUUAGUGCAAGUGCUGAUGGAAUGUUAACUUUAUGGGAUACAAAUCGUUUAUCAUAUGUUCGAACAUAUAAACAAGAUAAUCAAACAAUUUAUCAUUUAACAUCAUCUGAAACAACCGGUGACAUAGCAUAUUUAUCAUCCAGUGGUAGUCAAUGGCAUCUAUCCUAUUUAACAUGUAAUUGUGAUUUAAUUGGUUGUUUAACAUUUUUUGAACAAUUAAAUUGUUUAUGUUUUACAUCAGCACCUGAAGGAACAUGUGUUAAUGUUCUUUUAGGUGGUUUUGAAAAUGGUAUUAUAUCAAUGUGGUCAACAUGGGAUUUAACAUUAUUACGUCAACUUAGUUUUCCUCAAUUACAUUCACAUGCAAUUAUUGCAAUGUGUAUACCAAAAUUUGAUCGACGUCGAUUAUAUGUUGUUGAUCGUGAUCGUCAUUUACAUACUAUUGAAAGUCGUUCAUCAUCAUCAUCAUCGACUAUACUACCACAAAUUCUAUUUCUGUCAUAA